Mugil cephalus (flathead mullet) is the source of this 8926-nucleotide messenger RNA. RefSeq names its product neuroligin 2a (gene nlgn2a). Gene Ontology annotation, cellular component: cell surface; synapse; postsynaptic specialization membrane. Gene Ontology annotation, biological process: chemical synaptic transmission; modulation of chemical synaptic transmission; presynaptic membrane assembly. The record is from RefSeq and is a predicted model, not a curated record. Bases 1443 to 4055 code for a protein of 870 amino acids. Gene Ontology annotation, molecular function: neurexin family protein binding; signaling receptor activity. The transcript has 9 exons. Lineage: Eukaryota; Metazoa; Chordata; Actinopteri; Mugiliformes; Mugilidae.
AAACUCCUCAGCACUAAUGUCUUUUUUUUUUUUUUUUUUUUUUUUUCUUCUUUGGUGGAGAAGAUAGAGCUCGAGCCGCGCCGCGCUCUCCGCCCAAGAUACCGGACUGACACCUGGUUUCACCGCUGAGAAAGCUGCCGCGUCACAAGCCACGGAAAACACGAAUUUUUUAACCGAGAAGGCGACCAUAUUGAGGUCAGGGGAAAGCGUUGCCAAGGCGACCGGGCUUGCCAUAAGAGAGGACACUGCGGCGCGCGUCACGCGCCGGGGACGCGCUUUUUGGAAAGGGGUUUGCGCACGUACGCGCGACAGCCAGCCGAGGCGGUCACGGAAUCCACAGCGGCGGCGGCGGCGGCAGGAGCAGCAGCAGCAGCGGCGGCGUCGGAGGAGGAAGCAUCUUCUCACCAGACCACCGGAGCACCGCGUUUACCAGACACCAGCUGAUGCUUUCACCGGUACCCACCGGCGCCUUGGUUCUUUCCGAGGGGAUAUACUGUGGAUUUACCGACGACGUCCCCGAGAAAGACAACAACACACACACACAAAAAAGCUCUAAAACUGAGUAGCUGAGACCACUAGUCUGCACAGGUGACACUUCCCGGUUGCCAUAUUCGCCAAAUCUCCCCCCCUACUGCAGAAAGAUCCAGGGGUUAUUUAGUUAAAAGGCCCCGGUUUAAGAAAAAAAAAAAAAAAAAAAAAAAAAAAAAAAGUAAAGACAUUCUCCUUGAGGCAAACCAGACUGUCAGCCGAGAAAUUAAUUAAUUUAUUUAUUGCCGAGCUGGAGAAGACGGGGACCGAGCCGAGCUCGCCUGCUCGGAGGCGACAAUGUCGAGCUCGUUGUGGUUUGUGAUGCAGCGGAGCAGCUUUAUUUCUGGCUCCUGCCAUGAAGUAGCACCUGCCAGCCCGGUUGGAUUGAAGUACUAAGUGCUGUCGAAAGGAGGGUACUAUUAUAUUUUUGGAAGAUUUUUUUUUUUUUAAUUUUUAAUUUUAUUGUUAUUAUUGUUUUUUUUUAUUUAGAAAAAAAUCGCACUUUUUUUCCUUUUUCUUUCUUUUCUUUUCUUUUUUUUUUUUUUUUUAAAAUUCCCUCGCUUGACUUUUGUCGCGUCCCGGCGGAAGGUUUUCACCAGGAGGCAUUCACCAGUGGGGAUCUGGCACCCUACCAACACCCGUGGAUCACAAAUUAACAGGGUUCGUCAUCAGUCCGACUACCUGGAUAAUUGAAGACGAAUAGGUAUGGAACGCAACAGAACCAUGGCCGAGGAAGUGUUUUGGAUCGCCUUCGCUCAGAAUCAGCACUGACCCGGCCCCCCACGCCAAAGCCCGACCCCCUUCUCCAGCCCCCUCGAAGGACCCUUCUUCCCUUGACGACGUCUUUGCCGUCUUUUGAGCUCAUCUCAGCGUCUCUUUGCGGGUUCGCCUGCUUUCGUUUUAAGCCCCCUCUUAUGCUUUACCCUCCUGACUGGAGGUCACAGUCCACAUUGUCUCGUGAAGACAAGAGUUCUCCCGAAAAGACUCGAAGCAGGUGGCUGAACAGUAUGAAUCCAGCCAUGUGCCCCCUUCCACUUGCUCUCAGCAAACAAAGUCGGCGGGGUUGGUGUUCUAGGACACGUCCGCUUGCCGCCAUGACAGACUGGUACUUCAUGAGCGCCCUGGGUGUCCUCCUGCUCUUCAGCCUGGCCUCGAGCCAGAAGAUGGACCCCUCCAAGCACCCCAUAGUCACCACCAACUACGGCAAGCUCAGGGGCAUCAAGAAGGACCUGAACAAUGAGAUCCUGGGCCCCGUGGAGCAGUACCUGGGCGUGCCCUACGCCACGGCGCCCAUCGGCGACCGGCGCUUUCAGCCGCCCGAAGCGCCGGGAUCCUGGCAGGAGAUCCGCAACGCCACCCAGUUCGCCCCCGUGUGCCCCCAGAACGUCCACGGGGUGCUGCCGGAGAUAAUGCUGCCCGUGUGGUUCACGGACAACCUGGACGUGGCGGCGGGCUACAUCCAGAACCAGAGCGAGGACUGCCUCUACCUCAACGUCUACGUGCCCACGGAGGAUGGUCCGCUCACAAAAAAACACGAUGAAUCUUCAAUGAACAAGCCUCGAGACGAAGAUAUCCGUGACCGCAGGAAGAAGCCCGUGAUGCUGUUCAUCCACGGAGGCUCCUACAUGGAGGGCACUGGGAACAUGUUUGACGCCAGUGUACUCGCGGCCUACGGCAACGUGAUUGUGGUGACCAUGAACUACCGGCUUGGCGUGCUCGGUUUCCUGAGCACGGGAGAUCAAUCCGCCAAGGGGAACUACGGCCUGUUGGACCAGAUCCAGGCCCUGCGUUGGCUCAACGAGAACAUCGGCCACUUCGGCGGAGACCCGGACAGGAUCACCAUCUUCGGCUCCGGGGCUGGCGCCUCCUGCGUCAACCUCCUCAUCCUCUCGCACCACUCGGAGGGUCUCUUCCAUAGAGCCAUAGCUCAGAGUGGGACGGCCAUCUCCAGCUGGUCUGUCAACUACCAGCCCCUCAAGUACACCAAGAUCCUGGCCCGGAAGGUUGGUUGCACCUACACGGAGACGGCCGACCUCGUCGACUGCCUGCGACGUAAGAACUUCAGGGAGCUGGUGGACCAGGACAUCCAGCCCGCCCGCUACCACAUCGCCUUCGGCCCCGUUGUGGAUGGAGACGUGGUGCCGGACGAUCCUGAGAUUCUCAUGCAGCAGGGGGAGUUCCUCAACUAUGACAUCCUCAUUGGUGUGAACCAAGGAGAGGGGCUGAAGUUUGUGGAUGACAGCGAGGACAACGACGGCAUCUCGGCCGCAGCUUUCGACUACACUAUCUCUAACUUUGUGGACAACCUCUACGGGUACCCUGAGGGCAAAGACAUCCUGAGGGAGACCAUUAAAUUUAUGUACACAGACUGGGCAGACAGGGAUAAUGGCGACAUGCGAAGGAAGACUCUGUUAGCUCUGUUUACUGAUCACCAGUGGGUCGCGCCGGCGGUGGCCACUGCCAAGCUCCAUGCCGAAUUUCAGUCCCCGGUCUAUUUUUACACGUUCUACCACCACUGCCAGACCGAGACGCGACCCGAAUGGGCCGACGCCGCCCACGGAGAUGAGAUACCGUACGUGUUUGGCGUGCCCAUGAUCGGCGCCACGGACCUGUUCCCGUGCAACUUCUCGAAGAACGACGUGAUGUUGAGCGCUGUGGUGAUGACUUACUGGACCAACUUUGCUAAGACCGGGGACCCCAACUUGCCAGUCCCUCAGGACACCAAGUUCAUUCACACCAAGCCCAACCGCUUUGAAGAGGUCAUCUGGACCAAGUUUAACUCGAAGGACAAGCAGUACCUCCACAUUGGCUUAAAACCUCGCGUUAGAGACAACUACAGGGCUAACAAGGUGGCCUUCUGGCUGGAAUUAGUCCCUCAUCUUCACAGUCUCCACGAGGAGCUCUUCCCCACCACUACCCGCUCCCCACCGGGGCCUGGCACCGGCACCAUCAGACCCUGGCCCAAAGCCCCAGGCCCUCGCACCACUCGUCACCCGUACCCCACCUUCCCCUCCGAUCCCGAGCCCGAAGGUUCAGAGCGCCCCCACCAGGACCUCUUCCCCGGAGACACUCGUGACUACUCCACCGAGCUGAGCGUAACGGUCGCGGUGGGGGCGUCUCUCCUCUUCCUCAACAUCUUGGCCUUCGCCGCCCUUUAUUACAAGCGCGACAAGCGUCACGAGAUGCGACGGCACCGACUGUCCCCCCAGCGGGGCGGCCCUGCCAACGACCUGGCUCACAGCCAGGAGGAGGAGAUCAUGUCCCUGCAGAUGAAGCAUUCGGAGCACGACGCCCACCACGACAUGGAGCCCCUUCGCCCCCACGACAUCCUGCGGCCCGCCUGCCCGCCCGACUACACGCUGGCUCUGCGCCGCGCCCCCGACGACGUCCCGCUCAUGACGCCGAACACCAUCACCAUGAUCCCCAGUACCAUCACCAGCAUGCAGCCCCUUCAUGCGUUCAACACUUUCCCCUCCACUGGCCACAACAACACCCUGCCCCACCCCCACUCCACCACCAGGGUAUAGUAGGGACUGGCCCUGACACAGCGCCACCAGGACCAGGCCAGGAACACUGGCUACUGAUCUAGAAGGAAGGCCUCUGGAUGUGGGCCCCCCGUUCUCUAAUUCUCUCGUUUCUUCAAAAGCAACUCCACCCCCUCCAUCAUGUGCUGUAAAAACUUAGCAGCUGCCUCCGCCACUGGUGGCGUGCGGAGUGUGACUGAACUGCACAGCAGCAAAUGAGCGGGGUUGACUUAGAUCUUUUAAAGAUACUGUUUUCAAAGAAGAUCUGCCGUUUCCAGACUCAAGGCACCCAACGUUUGUCGGAGGGACGAAUGCUUUUUGCCCCCCUUGCUGUUUUCUCUUUUUUACUUUGGUGUCAUCUCUUUUUUCUGUCCCCGGUGUGUUAUGUGCACAUAUCUUUUCUACAUCCGUGUCUUAAUACUGCUUUGUUCCUCUUAUUCAACAUGUGAAUCUCUUCCUCUUUACGUAAUUCUCCUGUGCUCCGAGGAUUCAUCUACCGGGCGGUUUGAUGGAGCGCAGAGUGCAUACAGUAAACGUAUCGAUAUGAACAUACUGAUAUCUGAUAACUCAUCCUACCAGCAUUAUUGGUGCCAAGUAUGUACUUCUGUGUUUGCGUUUGCGUCGAGGGAGGAAAAAAAAAAAACGAAAGAAAAUUCCAGACUAUUCCUAUUUGCCGUCAACUAACAGAGGCCGUGUGUUCUCAUGACAAAAGUGCCAAACUGGCCCUCGAUUGUGUUUUGCUUUCUUUCAUCUCGUUUCUUCUUCUUCUUUUUUUUUGUUUUUUCAAGCAUUUGUUUAAAUGUUGUUUUUUGUGGAAAGAAUUUUUGCUGAAAAUAUAGAUAUAGAGAAAUGAUAUUAUAUAUAGUUCUAUAUAAAUGUGUACAAAGGAGAAAGUAUAUAAAUGGGUUUUCUCAGUGGGGGAUCUAUGCAUGAAUUAUUUUUUAAAGCUGAUGACGGGUGGGGUUGGGGCGCGGGGGGGGCGGGAGGGAGAGGACGCCGUAUCUGUCAAUGCACGUUUCCCAAAUCUAAUCAAACCAUAUCUGUCCACUUUUACUAUUUUGGUCUCGGUUUUCUCUCACGGAACAAGAGCGUCGCAGAAAUACCUGCCGUCAAUGCACAAGUCAGCUGCACCUCCCAACACGCAUUGAAUAAAAAAAAAAGAAAAAAUAGUAAAAGCCACUUGUUUCCGAAGAUGUUCCACACUCUUCCGUUCAUUCUCUCCUUUAUGGUGUCAUUUAUAGGUAUUUUUCCCACCGAGCGACUCGGCACGCCAACAGAAAGCCCGUCAACCUGCAGUAGCUACUUUGUCAUUCCGUCUCAAUCUGGUACAAAAUCUGUUGCUUUGCAUUUCAGCGAACAGGGUCUCUGCUCCGAAUCGCACGCCUUCCCUCUCCUGUCUGCCCCCCCCCCCGUUUCUUUUCCAGCAUUCAUUGAGUUUGGCGUGAGAGAGCGCGAGUGUUGGCGUGUGACGUCAGAACUCCACGGGCGGGCCUCGAGUUAGGCGACAAAGCGGCGGAGAGGCGGACGGGAAAGAGCACCCCAAAGUUUCAAACGGAGACUCCGAACGCGACCCUGCAUCACCCCUCCCCGCGUCACCGCAGCCGCGCUCCUCCUCCCCUGUCCUCGCCUUCGUCAGUACGCUGCAUUUUUAUUCAAAAACUGGUGCCCACAUUGCAGUGAUCACCCAUAACUCCCCACCGCCCCCCGCCCGGCCGCGUCCACACCGUUCCACGCGAUUCCUGACCUCAGCUCAGCUCGGCUAUUAUCCUCACGUUAAGGUUAGCUCACCACGCUGGUGACAUUUGUCAGCUCACGGUUUGUAAAUUAAACUCUAAGCACACUGAGGGUCACCCGUACGUCUCCACGGCCGCAGAGUCCGAGCUCCAAGACGAAAAGGGGACUCGGAUCUCCUCAACAGGGUAAAAAAUAAAAGCCGAAGCUGUUUCUGAAUCUGCUUCUUUGCGGUGGGAUUAUGCAGCUCGUCGAUGUCCCCCCUCUGUCUAAAAAAAAAAGAUGUCAAACAUGGAUCGUGGGUUAACAUAGUAUGUUAACGUUGAAGGUUGAAUGGAUGGGCUGUUGUUGGAGCCCACAGGAACAAACGGUAGCUUAUAUCCACUAUGGGAGAAGUUAGUCACCGGUGCUGUCUUUGCUUGUGCUCUAGCUUUAGCCUGUUUGAUUGUUUGUUUUCUAUUUUAUUACUGCCUAAAGGGGUGGUAGUGGGGGAGGCCUGGAAAGAGGGGGGGGGGGAUGUACCUGGCUGCUCCUGUCAGACAUUUUGUAAGCCCAUUGAAAGGGAAACGUGCACAAUGUAAAUCACAAAACAACCGACUCGGAUGUGCCGCGGGUGGACGAACGCACCGGAACAGAUGAUGGACUGGAGCGCAAGGAAAGGGACACGCUGUGGAAAAGAGCCUCCAAGAGGGUGUUGGGAAAAGACUCGCAGCCUUAAAUGCAGAAAUUAGAACCAGAGAGGACAAACUGACCACAAGGGGGAAAAAAAGGACACUCGAAGGCACGGCCAUCUUUCUGCCCACAAGGGAACUGACAUGUCCGUAUGAACCCUUUUGUACUCUAUUCUGUGAAUACAGAGGCAGUGAGGGGUUAUGAAGCCAACCUCACCACAACGCAGCAGCAAUGAUGCCACUGGAGGUGGGAGCAGAGACAAGGUAUUUAGUUUGGGGGUCUGUUAUUUUUCCCUGUCUAUUUUAUAAGCUAACACUGGAGGGCGCCAUUGUGAUAGAUUUAAAGCAGCCAGAACUACUGGAAGCGCGAAGAAAAAUAUCAAACUGGAUGGCAGGACGGAGACAGACACGACACCUGGAUGAGGAUCAAAACUGUACAUUUUUAAGUGUAAGAAUCAAACAGACAAAAUAUUUGUAAAUAUUAAGUUUCUUGUUUGUUUUCUUCCUUUUUUGAGUGAAUGAAUGAUAUGCUUAUUUUGUGACAACAAAAAGACAACAGGUGCAAUUUGCAACAAGAUAGCCAACUGCUUGAGGUUUCAAAUUUACAUAUGCUUGCCACUGAUCACUCAAAAAAAAAACCAAAAAAAAACAGUAAGUAAUGUUUUGUUUUUUGCCCAUUGUCACAAGGGUAUACUGUAGCAUCUUCAUUCCUAACCUGGGAAGUAACUGUAGAUCAAUUAAUUUUCACUGAUGCCCUUCAUACAGUGUUUUGUCAUUUUUGAAUAUAUUUUUCCCUUUUCUCUAAGCCUUCAUUUUGAAAUAUUUGUUGUCGUCCUAGUACUCUCCUGAUAAAUCUUGGCAGCAUCAUGUGUAUGACCUGUAUGUUUCAGAGGCUAACAGCCCUGAUAAAAGCCAGCUUUGCCUUUCAGUGAUACACGGUCAAGACUUUAAUGAACCAAAACUGAGGCACUAAACGGAGGAACAUAUAUUUAGCUCACUUAACAUGUAGCAGUGUUUACAUGUAGCCACUUUAUUUAUGUGUUGGGACAAACAUGAGGGCUUUGAUACCAUAGGAUGCCUCAUAUCCUCAUACGCUGUGGUUCCACUGCCGGAACUGUCUACUUUUGGAAGUACUUUUUGUCUUUCUCCCUUGUGGUUAAAUUCUUUUCUGAGGUACAGGAACUGUGGGGGCCAGUUCUGCAGAGCUGAACAUUACUGAUUGGUCAAGUGGUUGGUAAAAUGCGUUUGCUUACUCUAAGCAUGACCUUCAGUUGUGUUGAAUCCCGUUAGCUAUAGUUGUUGUUGAAUCGUUUACUUUUGAAGAAACCGAAGAAGAUGCUUCUGCUUUGUUUGAACAAUUUGCAGUACUGCCAUUCAUGUUUGUAUCCCUCCCGGAAGCUCGUCAUGCCACCUGAUGUUCACACAGAAAUAAUGUAUUUAUUUCAAGCGGUAUGCAUAGCAUUAAACAUUAAUAUGAUAAAUUUCAACGUAUUAUGAACGGGUCCCACCACAGCUCUUAGUCAGAGUCAGAGUGAUGUGUUUACGUGAUGCCUUUGCAUUCCACUUACGACUGGGAGACGAGUGUCCAUGUAGACAAAUCAGUUAAUAUGGAAAACAAGACAAAAAAACAAAAACUUUCAUUUUCCAUAUGGCACCGGUGUUAACUGUCCAGUCUUGACAUGUCUUUGGACUGUGCUGGAAAUGCAGACAUUUUAGUUCCUUGUUUCCGGGAUCCCAGGUUCCAUGUACUCUGGGUGGAAACGUGGUGAUCACACAGGUGGUCCAACGUUUUCCUUUUCCACACUCCGCUGCGUUGUGAUCAUGGAGGCUGUGGUUCUUUUGCAGUGGGGUGAUGUAGCUAAAACAUAGUUUCACAUUCUAAACAGUAGAGAGAGAUUGUUGUCUUGUUAGUUGAGAAAAUGAGAAAAACCUGUCAGACUAUGUGUGUGUGUGGUUAACAGUAGAUCACAUUGGAUGUACAUGGACUCACUUGAUUUGUUUAGACAUCAUGAUUUACAUUUCAGUUUAUUCUCAUUUUACAAUGAUAAAUGGAUGGAUAAAUGAAAUAAAAUUGCCUCAUAUCACUUUUUAUCAUUCCUAUUUAGAGAUCCUGUGUCAUGUCAAGUUAAACAUAUGAUUUUAACCCUGCAAUGGCAAACAGAAAGAAAGACAGUGAUACGCGCUCACUUACUCAAUCCUCCAGCUUGGUCUACACUGCAAAUUUGCCCCUGUUGUCUUGUUUUUACACUUUGUUGAAUUCAGAAACCCAAGACAUGAGAUGAAGAAAAUGUUAAAUAAUUGAAUUUAAAAAAAAUACCAUUACUAAAAAAAAAACAAUAAAAUAAAAUAAAAAAAGAGUAAAGUAAAACUAUAUAAAUAAAUGAGGUGAUGAUAUUUCUGUUUACUUUAGAAGUUAUUAUACACUGUAUGCUGUGAUUCUGAUCUGGGAAACAUUAAAGACAUUCAUAGCCA